Molecule: messenger RNA, 1881 nt
Organism: Dioscorea cayenensis subsp. rotundata (Guinea yam)
Lineage: Eukaryota; Viridiplantae; Streptophyta; Magnoliopsida; Dioscoreales; Dioscoreaceae
Product: myb family transcription factor IPN2-like
Exons: 6
Coding region: 495-1583 (362 amino acids)
Molecular function (GO): DNA binding; DNA-binding transcription factor activity
Source: RefSeq, a predicted model, not a curated record
AGAAAAAGAGAGAGAGAGGUGCACUUGGAAUACUAGUACAGGAUGACUGCAUGAGAGUCUCAAUUGCUCUCUCUCUCUCUCUCUCUCUCAUAUUUUGCAUAUUUUGCAUAUUUUGGAAAUUAAGGUAGCUCAUGGUGAUCACCAGAAGAAUAUCAUCGUCUCUCUCUUGUCUUCUCUCUCUAUGUUUCUUUUUGGCAAAGGAGAAAUAGAAGUCGGUGGAGUUUAUAUCCAGGGUAGGAAUAAGAAAUCAAAGCUUUACAAGAGAGAGAAAGAGAGAAAGAGAGAGAGAAGUUGAGAGAAGAGAGAGUAAGUUCAGAUGAGAGCUAUCUAAUUAAACUAGUAUUACUACUACUACUACUACUUCUCUAGAGAAAACGCACCGUAUUCCUUCACAUAUAUGCUAUCCUUUUGUUCUUGAAUCUCUUUCAAUUCGAUAGCGGGUGAGAGAUAAGAGAGAAAGAAGGGAAUUAGAGAAGCAGGCUAGGGAUCAGAGAAUGUUCCAUUCCAAGAAGCCAACUAUGAAUUCUCAUGAAAGACCUAUGUGUGUUCAAGGUGACUCUGGCCUUGUUCUCACUACUGAUCCUAAGCCUCGUCUUCGGUGGACUGUCGAACUUCAUGAUCGCUUUGUCGAUGCAGUAACUCAGCUUGGAGGCCCUGAUAAAGCAACACCGAAGACUAUCAUGAGAGUUAUGGGUGUCAAAGGGCUCACUCUUUAUCAUCUCAAGAGCCAUCUUCAGAAGUUCAGGCUAGGAAAACAACCACACAAGGAAUUCAAUGAUCAUUCAGUUAAAGAUGCUACUGCACUAGAGCUGCAAAGAAACAUGGCUUCUUCUUCUUCUAUGAUGGGUCGCACCAUGAAUGACAGGAAUGUUCAUAUCACUGAAGCAAUUCGUAUGCAGAUGGAAGUGCAAAGAAGAUUACAUGAACAACUAGAGGUGCAAAAACACCUUCAAAUGAGGAUUGAAGCUCAAGGGAAGUACAUGCAAAGCAUAUUGGAGAAAGCCUGCCAAACAUUAGCAGGAGAAAAUAGCAUGGCAGGAGGAGGAUCACCUUACAAAGGUUUAGGACAUCAAGGAGUUGUGGAUAUAAACAACUUGAAGGAUUUAGGCUCUCCAUUGAGCUUCCCUUCUCUUCAAGAUCUCCAUUUGUUCGGCUCCACUGAUCAUCUUGACAUGCAUCAACAUGCAUCUCUUGAUGGAUUCUUGCAAACCAGUGACACCAGCAUUUGCAUUGGCAAAAAGAGACCAAAUCCUUACUUAUCAAAUGGCAAAAGUCCGAUGAUUUGGACCGAUGAUCUUCGCCUUCAAGAACUUGGCUCAGGUUCAACAUGCAUGGGAUCUCAAGAAGAACCAUCUAAGAGUGAUCAACUUCAAAUUGCACCAUCUGUUAUGGAUUCUGGUAUCGAUAUGGAUUCAAUAACUGAUGUUUAUGAGACUAAACCGAUGAUUUCCGGUGAUAGUAGUGGAGAAAAGAAGUUCGAGGGCUCAUCAAAGCUCGAAAGGCCGUCUCCGAGACGGGUUCCUCUUAAUCCUAUGAUCAGAGGUGGAACUUUAUCUCAUACAAGAAACAUAUCUCAUGGGUGAGCUAACUUUGAUGUAGAGCAUGGUAGUGUUUUUGUUUACAAGUUUAAUUAACAUGCUUCAAAAUAAGUGACUUGUGGGAGCAUUACAAGCAGUUCAUUAGGGUUUAACAAUUAAGGAUGACUAGUGUGAUUGAGACCAUGAGAAGGUAAUUCAUGGAAUGGACUCUUUUUUUUUUGUUUUCUUCUGGUUUUGUUGCUGAGUUUAAUUAACUCAUCCAUGUAAAACAACUUGCAACUCUUGCAUGCUUAAAUGGAGUUGUUUAAUUUGCAUGCAUUUAUUUAGUUUUGCUUUUCAUGUA